GGACCGGGAGGAACCGCCUGGGAGCCGCUGCCCCCUCGGGGCCAGCCCCGCGCGGCCGGGGCCCAGCCCGGCGCCAUGGAGCCCCGAGGCGGCGCUUGGCAGACCCCCGAGGCCGAGAACCUGCCGCCGCAGGCGCUGCGGCUGCUGUGCCGCGAGGUGGCGCUGCUGAGCGCCGACCCCCCCGACGGCAUCCGGCUGUUCCCCAACGAGCAGGACCUGAGCGACCUGCAGGUGGCCAUCGAGGGGCCGGAGGGCACCCCGUACGCGGGGGGGCUCAAUGUCAGGCUUUCCCGGAUUUUGGGCCGUUUUGGGGAGGGGGCUUACCCGGCCCCCUGCCCACCUUGGCGCCCCCAGACCAUCAAGUGCCUGCUGAUCCAGCCCAACCCCGAGUCGGCGCUGAACGAGGAGGCGGCGCGGCUGCUGCUCGAGGACUUCGAGCGCUUCGCCGCCCGCGCGCGGCUGCUGACCGAGAUCCACGCGCGGGACCCCCGCCCGGACCCCCGCCCGGACCCCCGCCCGGACCCCCGGCCGCCCCCCGGGCCCUCGGCGCCGCCGCCCGCCCCGCCCGACGGACCCCUCCCCAAGAAACACGCCGGCGACCGCAAGCCCGCCCCCAAGAAGAAAGGGGCGGGCGGCGACAAGAAACGGGCGCUGCGGCGGCUCUGAGACCCCAGACCCGAUUCGGGAUCGGGGGGCUCUGGGACCCCAGACCCAAUUCUGAGGGGUGGGAGGGUCUGAGACCCCAGACCCAA
This is a messenger RNA of Lonchura striata (white-rumped munia), 752 nucleotides long. The record is from RefSeq and is a predicted model, not a curated record. Lineage: Eukaryota; Metazoa; Chordata; Aves; Passeriformes; Estrildidae.